This is a messenger RNA of Moneuplotes crassus, 557 nucleotides long. NCBI's taxonomy places the organism in Eukaryota, Ciliophora, Spirotrichea, Euplotida, Euplotidae. The record is from the annotation of a GenBank genome assembly.
CAGCAUUCCUUACCCCCUAAAUGCCCUUAAGUCACUCACCACCCUCCAAAUCCCCCUUCUGGCUCUUACUUUUCUUCAUUCGCCUUCUCUCCAAAAAAUCAAUUUUGGCAAUUUUUCUUAUCCUUCAUUGUAAAUUCUCUAGGCUCUACACCAAAAAGAUGCAGCAGAGGCUCUUAGGUGCUGGAAAGACGGAAUAUUAGCAUUUUUUGAAAAAUUAAGUGGAAUUUUGGGGAUUUUGAAAAUUUGGAGCGUUUUGAGGGGUUUUGGUAUCCCUGCCCACCGCUUCCAAAUUCCUCCAAACAAGUCCAUUCUCUAAAUUCUCCAAAACCCCCUACAGCUACAAGCUAAGCUAAGUUCAGCUGCAGAGGGUGAGGCUAAAUUUUGGAAGCUUGAGUGGGCCGAGUGGGCUUAGGAAGAAGAAAAUAGGAUUUUGAGUGGGAAUUUAAGGGGGUUUGUAUGGAAGAAGUGGGGUUUUAAGGGGUAUUGGGGUGGAUGGGGAGUUUUAGGAUAUGAGGGAAGAUAUGAUUUUUUGGACGAGAUUUGGGAUUGUAGAAUUG